CCUCACACUGGGGCAAGUAGCUUUGAUGUGUCAUAAUAAGUAGAUGCGUCAUAUGCAAAGGAAAGAGCUAGAAUAGUGGUCAAGAGAAUGCCUACUAGAUAAAAAAGCGGUCUGCGCAUUACUUUUCAGCCCCUUCAUACCCUCCCUUUACGAUCACAAGUCAACCGAUUGGAUGGAUCCAGAAUCAUCAUGACCCCGACGGAUGCACUCUCAAAUGACCUGGAAAAGCUUCACCUGGGAAAGCUUCGUUCCGCAAAUGGCAAACCUGAGGCUGGAGUAGGUGGUGAUGUGGACUCAGAAAACCCAUCAGCCUGUUCGACAGCACUGAAAACCAUCGACGACCUGGUCAACCGCUGCAGGACGCUACAUGACGAGGUGGAAACGUACGUUGCCGCAGUGGAGGAAAAACAGAAACAGUCCAAAACCCAUCACCCAGUCGAGUAUCGCAGUCUGAGAAACGACUUCAAGAAUGAGCUUGCUUUCCUGCAGAAGCUGACCACCUCGAAUCUAUCCGAAGAAAAAGCCAAGCACUACAUCGUCUCUUCGAACCUCGUCUAUUACGAAGCGUUAUGGGAUGCUGCGAAACGAUCGUCAGGCUUGCUAGCGUUUCGGAAAUAUUUCUUCUGGAACCGACGGGAAGAGGGGCAUAGGCCCAAGGGGCUUAGUCUUGCCAAAGGCGGGCAAACAAAGGGGAAAAGCUCGGCCCUGGUGGAUAUUGUCGCUGGCGAUGGGUUGGAAUGGAUACGCGUGUCGACAUGCUCCGAGAAGCGAUUGAUAUUCGAGCUUGCAAAGUUGGGAUGGCAGAACGACUCAGAUUCGGAUGAGGAAAUGCCUAAUGCCUCCUCAGAGGACAACUGGGAGGAUGAGGACGAUGAAGACCAGGUCGACAUUGUGAAGAAUGCUCGCGAACUGGCUCGAGCUGCUCGUGCGAAUCCGAUACGAGGUCGACCGCCACAAGUCCGCAUCAUCCUGACGCGGAUAUCGUCCGGCCACACGAAGGAAAUCGACGCCGUCCUCCAGAAGAUUCGUGCAACAGGUUCUAUCGUGCAAUGCGCAAACGACAUCUUCGCGCCCCCUCCGCUCCCAGAGGUCCUUCCAAGACUCAUUGUCGACCAUUCUCGCGACUUAUCGGAGACGCUGAACAUCGAUUGCACCAUUCUCCUAGCUCUGAUUUCCGACAUCUCGCAUAGAGACUGUCCGAUAUUGGACUGGUAUCCUGGAGAAGUUCGUGCUCAGAUAUUGGAGGAGCAGAAGGAGAAGCUACUGCCAACUCAUCUUUAUCCUGCAAUAGGCGCACAUCCCAUGGUGUGCACCCAGCAGGCUGCUGAUCAGAUGAAUCUCAUUGUGGAUACCCUAGCCACAGACACAGAAAAGGAGCGCGCAAACCUACUACUCUCGCAAGGGAACCAUACGAGUACUCCGAAUGAAGAGCUCGUACGAUUAUGGUCCGCUACUUCAAAUCACCCAGUUCCUGAAGGGUUUACCCUUCCAAUACGCGUGGUGCCAGGCAUCGUUGACCGUCAGCAGCUACCCAAGGUUGCCGAGAAGAUAGCCGAAGAGCUGUCUCCUCUGAACCAAGCCAUCUUCUUCUACGGCUGGGCAAACGGCCUGACGACUCUGAGUUCGAAUCGCGUUCGCGCACGGCAGAUUGACUCCAUCAUCAAUGAGUUUGGGCUGGAGGAUGGCGAGGCAGGGCCGCAUAUCUGGUUAUGCGGAGAGAGCCGCAGCUUGAUUGCAAAACAAGGCAGGAGGAAAUAGUGAAUAGAGCCUACCCUCAAGUCUCAUAACGUUUGCAAACACCUUUGGAGCUAUUCAUAUACUAGGAACAUUACACAGGCCUUUGUCGGUGUUAGUUAUCAGCAUUACCCGCGCAACGGAUCUUAACACAUUCCCAGAAGCUUGCAAGCGUUGUGCGACUGUAAACAAGAGACGUGCUACGGAGUACAAAAGAGUGGGCUUGGUUUGUCAGACUUGUCACGGCCAUGGAAGGAUCCCUGCGAAUUAUCGGAACCAAAAGUUACCACUGUAUGUCGAACUAGGCCAAAGACGGGGGGAUAUGGUCGUUUGUUGUUGGCGUUCUACCAGAGGCUGGCAGAAGUGAACAUUGGAGUGAAUAAACCCCGUGCGUUACUGGAGUUAUGGGAGUGGCGACAACAAUUACGACCUUGAAGGCAUACACGUCUCCACAGGGAU
Westerdykella ornata is the source of this 2193-nucleotide messenger RNA. RefSeq lists its product as uncharacterized. The coding region runs from base 190 to 1758 and encodes 522 amino acids. The record is from RefSeq and is a predicted model, not a curated record. NCBI's taxonomy places the organism in Eukaryota, Fungi, Ascomycota, Dothideomycetes, Pleosporales, Sporormiaceae. The transcript has a single exon.